CACCACAUUUCCUGUUUGUAACUGAACAAAGUACACACGAAAGAUUUUAAGAAACAGAAGAGAGAAAAACCUGAGGUGGAGAUAACAAGUUUUAUUGGCACACUUCUAACACAACAAAGCUAACGUUACUUAGAAGCAAAAGUUUCCAGGAGCAUUUUGAAUCCAUGCGUUUGCCUUAUGGCUACAUAAGGAUUUCUCUGAGAAAAGAAGCAUGUCAGGAAACUCUGAAUGCCAGUUUUAUGUCUGGGCAAUUAUAGCCGCCUUAAUUUUAGCUCUGGUUAUAUCGCUGAUCUUCAAUGUUUCCCACUAUGUGGAAAAGCAGCAACAAGGUAAAAUACACAGCUACUUUGAUGACUUCAGUCCCAGGGAGAAUGAGUAUUAUGUUGAAGACAUACCAAUUUAUGGUAACUUAGAUAAUGUGGUCCCAGAACCAAUGGAUGAAAACUGCUAUGAACAAAUGAAAGCUCGACCAGAGAGGUCUGGGAAUGAACUGCAAGGAGCUACCCUAACUGCACAGGCAACUGAGAUGUGUUAUGCCUCGCUGAAUCACAACUGUAAGGGGAAGCGUGGAAAGCCCAGGAAACAAAACGCUUAUUUGUCAGACAAGAGUGAAGAUGAGCCCUCAUGUGGAAUGAACACCAGCUUUUCUACGACUUCUCUGGUAGACAGCUUCCCACCUGAGAACCAGGCAAUGGAGGAAAACAUUCAUGAUGAUCCCAUAAGACUGUUUGGAUUGAUUCGUGCUAAGACAGAACCUAUAAGCUAGCGUGACUAUGAUUUGGCUCUUGUUGAAGAAGAUUGUGAAAGAAAGCAAGAUCCCUCUAUGACACAGUGUGAUAUGGCAGGGUGGCCAUCCCAUCCUUUGUUGGUAGGACAGUGGUUUACCUCUUAUUCAGAACUUACGUUCCUGCACACUGAAUGCAACGUCAAGAAAAUUAGUUGUUUGAAUUAGUUAUUUGAAUUCACUUUAAAAAUGUCUAACAGUAAAGUGUAAAGCAGAAUCAGGUUUGCAAAUUGAGCUUGAUGACAUCACAACUUCACCAACAAUGCUUAAUACUCCAUGAAAUAAAACCAAAAAAAAAUAUUUUAAGCAUUACUUGUGCUCUGGAAUACACUGGAAGAAUAAAAGUCAAUUUUAAAAAAUUUCCCUUUUCUAACCAAGGGGAAACACUCAUAACUGGAAGAAAUUAAUUUAAAACAAAUGUUUAUUGAAUCUAUUGGGGUGACAUUGGUUAAUAAAAUU
Molecule: messenger RNA, 1243 nt
Organism: Molossus molossus (Pallas's mastiff bat)
Lineage: Eukaryota; Metazoa; Chordata; Mammalia; Chiroptera; Molossidae
Product: T-cell receptor-associated transmembrane adapter 1
Exons: 6
Coding region: 212-766 (184 amino acids)
Biological process (GO): positive regulation of T cell receptor signaling pathway; negative regulation of receptor recycling
Cellular component (GO): T cell receptor complex
Source: RefSeq, a predicted model, not a curated record